This is a messenger RNA of Amyelois transitella, 1265 nucleotides long. RefSeq lists its product as uncharacterized. Gene Ontology annotation, biological process: protein monoubiquitination; protein autoubiquitination; proteasome-mediated ubiquitin-dependent protein catabolic process. Lineage: Eukaryota; Metazoa; Arthropoda; Insecta; Lepidoptera; Pyralidae. The record is from RefSeq and is a predicted model, not a curated record. Bases 1 to 1242 code for a protein of 413 amino acids. Gene Ontology annotation, molecular function: ubiquitin protein ligase activity; ubiquitin conjugating enzyme binding; cyclin binding. Gene Ontology annotation, cellular component: ubiquitin ligase complex; nucleus; cytosol. The transcript has a single exon.
AUGUUGAUCCAAAGUAUUUUUAUGGAACUCCGUUCGAGAUUGAGAAGUUGCAAUGUCUUUAUCACGACCGGAGUGGAUUUUAGCAAGAAUUGUAACUUGAAAAUUAGUAUACAAUCGAAUUGUAUAGUGCUCAAUUAUUAUGAUGAUGGAAAAUUGAAGAGGCGAGAUAGUCUCUCGUCUAUAGAAAGCCUCUCAGAUUGUUCUGAAGACGAUUCUGAUGUAAUGUGCGUUAUACCAAUUGAAGAAUUCUGUCACAUAAUACCUAAUUCGAUGUCAUGUCUCAAAUUUGAAAAGAAUACCAUAUCAUUUAGAAUUUUAACUGAACCAAGAACUGGUGGCAAUUUCUAUAAAGAAAUUCUAAACUCUGACACGAAUGAGAGUUCAAACAAAAAAAGUGAACUAAUAAUAAAUGUAAAAGUUGAUGAUGAAAUCAAAAUUGUUUGUUCGAAUUGUUCAAAUACUAUUUCAAAAAAUUUGGUGAAAUUUGAAAGGAUUUUAGAGUUGCCAACAACCAAUUUGGAUAUGAGCGAGUGGUUUUGCCACGGGCAUGGUCAUGAUCACGAUACAAAAUUUGAACCCACAUUGAAAUCCAAUAAAGAUGAUUUUCUUUACAGACUUACAUUUUUCGUGAUCAAUAACUCUGUUUUAUCCGAAAAAACUAAUAAAUUUAAUGCCAAAAGGGAUAUCUAUCAUUGCAAUAGAUGUUUAGCUUGGCUUGGACUAAAAGAAAAAGGCAAUGUUAAGUUAUUCAACUCUGAAGUUAAAAUGACUAAAGAUGACUUUGAGAAAUCAGUUUUCUCUCACAAAAAUACAUUGGGUGAUAUACAGACAGAUGAUUUUAUAUUUACAAUAGAGAAAUUAACACAAGAAUUUAACCUAGGUUUUCAGUAUGUGGUAAUGUGUAAAAUAAUACUUGAAUGCACGGUAGCCACGAAUAAGAAGCAAUAUUUGUUGAUUUGGGUAAUGGAUAAAGAGUUGCAAGUGCUGAAAAAUUCUGGGGAACACAUUGAUAGUGAGAAGAUAAAGCUACAAUCCAGUUUCCUUACAAAGAUUUUGUAUAAAAUUGAGUUUUCGUUGAACGAUGAAGUGGAAUCGUGGCUUGCGGACCCAGCAGUGGUUUCUACCGACGUGUCCAAGGGAAUGUUUUGUCGUGGUGUCGAACAUUUGCAAAAAAUGUCGUUGAAAGUGCCAGAGAUGUUCAGGAACACAAAUGGUUACUGUGUGAGCUAUUUGAAAGUUUAAAUAAAUAAUUAUAUAGCAAUUGA